AUGGGCUCAAUUGGAUCAAAACUAUGUCAUAACAACUACCGGAAUGAGAAACGGCUACUAAUGCUGGGCCUGGACUCUAGCGGCAAGACAUCGGUGGCCGAGCGGAUCAGCUACUGGACCAACGAACCGGUGCUGACUCUACCCGGGCGUGACUUCACGGUAUGGCACGUCAAAUAUAAGGGCCACGGGUUUACCCUAUGGGACUGCUCGGGCGGUCGCAAGUCGCGCGACUUAUGGCGCAACCAUUACACGGGAACUUACGGUCUGGUGUUUGUGGUGGACGCCGGCGACCGGCACCGGGUGUCUGAGGCCAAGCGUGUGUUGCACUCGAUAUGUAGUGAUAGAGAGAUGAAGGACGUGGUGGUACUGGUGUUGGUCAACAAACAGGACCGGCCUAAUGGUGGGUGUGCUAUGAGAGCCAAAGAGAUUGAGUUUAUACUAGGAAUGAAUCGUUUGCGUCAAAAACACUGGUAUAUCAAAGAGUGUAGCGCUCGGGACGGCCGCGGGUUCACCGACUGUUUGCUGUGUUUUGUGCCCCAUAUGUCUGGACACCCACUCCACCGGUCGGCGUAUACCAUGGUUGACACGUUUUAUUAA
Medioppia subpectinata is the source of this 597-nucleotide messenger RNA. NCBI's taxonomy places the organism in Eukaryota, Metazoa, Arthropoda, Arachnida, Sarcoptiformes, Oppiidae. The record is from the annotation of a GenBank genome assembly.